AUGACGACAAGGACGACGACGAGGAGAAACGACGAAGGCCAGCAGACACAACAGCGACAACCAGACACAACCAGCAGAUUACACACCAACUUGUCAACAACGUUCAACUCUUUAUGGUCGUCGUCGCCGGCUUCGCCGCCUUUGCCAAUGCUGGAGGACAGCACCAUUCGCAACUGGCUGUCCACACUAUCGCCGACUUCCGACCCCGAUGAGGAGAAGAGUCUCAAACGCAAGCGAAGCUUUGAGUCCUUUUCGCCGCAUCGUCUUCCCUCGCCGCCGUCCAGCCUGCCGCAUCCUGACCAGGACGCCAUGAAUCCCCACGAAGCCGGUACCACUCCGGCUACCCCCCUUCGAAAGAACGCGCCGCGGUUAUUACCGAAUGAAGAUGCUACCGAAGUGGACCUCGAGACUCCAAGGGGUCCGCGUGUAGACCCCUCUCAGGCAGCUCAGCAGACAGCCCAGUCCGACGCCAGUAGUAUUGCGUCUUCAAUCUCGGAGCAGACAUCGAUGUCGGAGCAGACAUCGGCGGCAUCUAAGAAGCGGAAACGACCAGUCAGUCCUCGUAAACAGUCAAACUUGAUCGCCAUUCAGAAUUCCAUGUACUAUAGGAGCUUCGACGGCGAGGUUGCGCCCCCCCCCGCACUCGAUCGUCUCCUUAUCGGCAUCGAGAGUCUGGGGAACGGUAUUGGUAUUGUUUCACCUACACAGGAGGAAUCUGUUCGGGCAAAUGCCUUGACAAAUCGCCAAUUUCGUUGGGUCCGAGACGAGACGUUUGCCCCUAACCGUGAUGAACUGGGUCCGACACCCUCCGUCAAAAGUGUCCGGAAAAUUUGGUCCGCUGCCUUUGGGGCGGAGACGGCCGGCCAUGAGGAAGGCCAGUGGACCUUAGCGGUUCACGGGCCGCUGCUCGGCAGCGCUCUGGAGGAAUUUGAACGCAUCGGCUGGUGCAGCUGCACGACGGCGCAAAUUCUUCCCAAGUACACGAGAUCCGACAAAUCCGCCCACCAUAACAAGAAGGUGGACUUGUGUGUCUACGUUAGUGAACAAUCGGACGAAGUCGAUGCAGCGAUCCUGGCUUCACAGACGGCAUCGAUUAAUCAAACCGACCACCCCAGUCUCAUUCGGACACCGAUCGGGCUGUCAAUCGAGACGAAAAUCACCGGCCAUGAUUGGGUAAACGCAGUUAAUCAGAUUACAGUUUGGCUUAUCGCCCAGUGGGAUUCGUUGGACGACUUCGUAUCAAGUGGUCAGCGCGUGCGUCCCGGCUAUACUCCAGCAGCCGCAGCGGGAUUGACUUUUCUGCCCGGCAUUAUUGUUCAAGGUCACGAAUGGUGGUUUGUCGCCGUGGUGAGGAAGCCCGAUGGUGCUACGGAGUUCUGGAGUAAGAAACUGAUUGGAUCAACCACAACAACGGAGGGCAUAUACCAGGUUGUGGCCGUGCUGCAGCUUCUGGGACGUUGGAUUGAGACCGAGUACUGGCCGUGGUUCCAGGCGGCCAUCCUCAAAAAAGCAUGA
Colletotrichum truncatum is the source of this 1515-nucleotide messenger RNA. RefSeq lists its product as uncharacterized. The record is from RefSeq and is a predicted model, not a curated record. Lineage: Eukaryota; Fungi; Ascomycota; Sordariomycetes; Glomerellales; Glomerellaceae.